CUUUUUUGGUUUCUUAAGUAGGUACUAAAUGGUGAAUGAUGCAGUAUCAAAAUUAAAGUAGUUACUGUGGUGUUUUGCUGCAAGAAAAUGCGUGUAAUAAAAAUUUUGAAACGUGUUCACGCAUUGAGUAACAAUGCGUAUUUAAAGGUUUUCAAUGCCAAAUUUUCUUCUACUGUGUGUACUAGAGCUCAAUUUUUUGAAAAUCCUCAUGAUGCAGUUCAAGAUAUAUCGGAUGGUGCCAAGCUUUUAGUUGGAGGUUUUGGCUUGUGCGGAAUUCCAGAAAAUCUUAUUAGUGCCAUUGUUAACAAAGGUGUGAAAGAUCUUACAGUAGUCAGCAAUAAUGCUGGAGUCGAUGAUUUUGGGCUGGGAUUGUUACUUCAAACUAAACAGAUAAAGCGAAUGAUUUCCUCUUAUGUUGGAGAAAAUGCAGAAUUUCAAAGACAAUACUUAGCUGGAGAAUUGGAAUUAGAAUUUGUUCCUCAAGGCUCUUUAGCUGAACGGAUUCGAGCGGGAGGCGCCGGAAUUCCAGCUUUUUAUACACCAACUGCAUAUGGUACUCUAGUUGAAGAAGGUGGAGCACCAGUCAAAUACAAUGCAGAUGGAAGUGUCGCUAUUGCAAGUGAGUCAAAAGAGGUUAGAUUGUUUGAUGGACGAUCUUAUAUACUUGAAGAAGCUAUUAGAGGAGAUUUUGCAUUAGUGAAAGCAUGGAAAGCAGAUAAACUAGGGAAUUUAAUAUUUAGAAAAUCUACACCUAAUUUCAAUGCUCCUAUGUGCAAAGCAUCUCCUAUUACAAUAGCUGAGGUAGAAGAAAUUGUAGAAGUUGGGGAAAUACCUCCUGAAGACGUUCACAUUCCGAGCAUUUAUGUGCAAAGGGUAUUACUUGGAAAAAGUUUCGAGAAAAAAAUUGAAAGAUUGAUGGUUAGAAAACUUACUACCAGCAAUGAAAGUACGCCAGCUGCUAAAGUAAGGGAAAGAAUUGUGCGUAGAGCUGCACUUGAAUUCAAAGAUGGCAUGUAUGUUAAUUUGGGCAUUGGUAUGCCAGUUUUGGCCAGUAAUUAUAUCCCUCCAGAUGUUACAGUUCAUUUACAUUGUGAAAACGGAGUGCUUGGUUUGGGGCCUUAUCCAUUAGAAAAGGAAGUUGAUCCAGAUUUAAUAAAUGCUGGAAAAGAAACAGUGACUGUUCUUCCUGGUGCUUCUUUCUUUCCAAGUGAUGAAUCAUUUGCUAUGAUAAGAGGCGGUCAUAUUCAACUUACUAUGUUAGGUGCUAUGCAAGUUUCAAGAUAUGGAGAUUUAGCAAAUUGGAUGAUUCCAGGAAAAUUAGUCAAAGGAAUGGGUGGUGCAAUGGAUCUUGUGGCUAGUAGUAUCAGUGGCACAAAAGUUGUUGUUGUAAUGGAACACACAGCAAAAGAUAAUGCUCCUAAAAUUGUUGAAUCGUGUUCAUUGCCGCUGACUGGGAAAAAUUGUGUUGAUAUGAUCAUCACUGAAAAGGGUGUUUUUAAUGUUGACAAGGAAAAUGGAUUGACCCUAGUUGAGUUAGCUGAUGGUGUAACAGUUGAAGACAUUAUAUCUACUACUAACUGUCAGUUUGAAAUUUCUCCUGAUGUAAAACCUAUGGGCCAAGCGUAAGAUUAGCAGCUGUUACUGAGAAAACUAUUGAAAAGUCUGUAAUUUUUUACAAAUUUAAAUUGUACAGAUGAAAUCAAAUUUUUGGUUUUUACAGAAUGGCAUGUAACUAUUUUAGUCAUGUAAAUAAUUUAAUUUCCUAUCUUGAACAUAAGUACUUAAAUUAUUCAGAGAGUUGAUAUCUCUGGAUUAUGAUAAAAUACAUUUUUAUCUUCAUUGAUCAAAAAUCUACUUGUUAUUUUAUAAUAAAAUAAUACUUU
Messenger RNA from Uloborus diversus, 1883 nucleotides. RefSeq names its product succinyl-CoA:3-ketoacid coenzyme A transferase 1, mitochondrial-like (gene SCOT). The transcript is spliced from 15 exons. Gene Ontology annotation, biological process: ketone body catabolic process. Gene Ontology annotation, cellular component: mitochondrion. The record is from RefSeq and is a predicted model, not a curated record. The coding region runs from base 88 to 1626 and encodes 512 amino acids. Gene Ontology annotation, molecular function: succinyl-CoA:3-oxo-acid CoA-transferase activity. Lineage: Eukaryota; Metazoa; Arthropoda; Arachnida; Araneae; Uloboridae.